UGGCCUUCAGUUUUCUUGACACUUAGCGCUACAGCAUGAGUUCAUUCAACUACGAGAGCGCUCUUUCCACACCAGCAUCAGACGGAGUGGAUAAAGAGUUACAAACUUUUAUUCAGACUAUCCAACAAAGGGCUGAGUUCCAAAGUCAUGUGAAUCAUCUGGCUUCAGUGUGUUGGGACAAGUGUGUUAGUGGAUAUCCAUCGUCAAAAAUGGAUGCUAAAAAGUCUAAUUGCUUAGAGAAUUGUACUGAACGCUAUCUUGAUGUUUCUAUGCUUCUCCGUACCAAAUUUCAAUCUAUGUUGUCAAAUCUACAGCAGUAGUUCACUCUGUCACAUUGAAAACGGACAAACCUUUGCUCUUGCGGACGUUUAUCCUAUACAUAAGAAGCCGAAGACAACUUUAUUUUGUAUUUUUAGCAACGUCGCUUGUGCAGUUCGUUUGGUGCUGUAUGUGACGUAUUUUUGCUUAUGUACGACUCCAAUUGUUGGUUUUACAAUUCUAGGUCUUUUUAACUGUAAAAUUUAAGUUGUGAAGUGAGAAAUAUCAUUUUUUGAUUUACGAAUGUUCUGAUUUUGAUAAUUUAGUGAAUAAAUACAACUGUCAAUCGAAGUUUGUGGAUUCGUCAUCAACACAUCGAAUGCAGGUCAACGAGAUGCGUGGGGGAGAGAGCUAAUAUGUAGAAAGUAGCAGUGAAAAGAUCUUAGAAAGGAAUCCAUAAAAGCGUGUUUCGAAGCCAAACUUCGUACAGCAGCAGUACCAAGAAACACUAUAUCCCUUGAAGUCUUCAGCUGUCUUUUUGACUUGGGUACUAGCUUGAAAGCCUUUAUUUUCCUGUGUGGUUCUGAACAACGGAGACGUCAUAGGUUGGCACCAUUUUAAUUUGACUACUGAUAGCUUUAUUCAAACCUAAUUUUACUUCAGCUAACAUGAAGUGUAGAGGUUGAGGCUAGCUUGUCAUAUACAACGAAUAUUCAAGUAAAUUUAUUCGAUAAAAAUUGACAAGCUUAUCAACCUCUUUUACUCUUUCUCCUAAAACUACGCAUAACCUCUCACAUGGUGGUCCCAACACACGGAGCUGUGUUAGGCAUAAUGACUAGUAUGCGCUCAAAUGUUACACGGUACUAAUUAGUUUUACUUAAAUAUUAAUUAUAGACCUGUGGCUCAUUGAUCUAAACACUAAUUUCAACCAUUGGGUCACGGGUUUGAAGACCGCUCCACCAAACAAUUUUUUAGACACUCAUCGACAUUCACACAGGUGUGGCCUGCUGUUUAUUUCACAAACCUGCAAUUAGUUAAGCUACUUCCUCGAUCAACAGCUACUACUUUAACGUGGUGGUCAGGCUUACAUAUCGCAAGGAACCAGUCAUCUCCACUGGGGGAAACAUUUGUUCUCUGAGGUCCUACCAUACUAGAAAGGUCUAUUGGUUAGUGAUAAAACAAAAAUUAGUUAGCAUCAUAAUGAAAAAGACUACGUUGUGAUAAAAGUCCAAGGUCGUACGGCUGGCCAGACGGGCUGUCGCAGAAUUAAGAUUUUUUCUGCGGAUGACUAGGACUACCAUACUGCCCAAAAAGUAGUGCACUCCUCCCUACCGUGCAGUAUUCCGGCGGCAUAGGUUAUUCUUUUUUAGGACUAACGCAAUCAAAUCUCAAUCCAUUGUUAUCCCUCAACCGACAACUGAUACUUCGAAGUGAUGGUUGGGGUUGCAAAUCACAAUGACCCGACGAAAUACCGUACCAGAAAGGAUUGUUGGACAGACGCUAUGAUUGGCAUCCAAGAGCAAAGUACCGCUGGCUAGGGUAUAGAUAGCAAAGCGCUUCCCCUGGAUGACCGGAAGUGCCACACUGACGCCUCCUUCCCUAUGAGAAAUAGGGCUAGGAAACGUCGGAUCUACAUAUAACACACUCGCUUCUACCCCGUGGCAAACCGGUGCUGGCGGUGUGGUUUAGUGGUCAGAUUCUCCAAAAAUAAACAAAAAUCUCAAGCUUCUAUUAAGGCCAUGUGCAGAUGUCAUUUGGGCUCUGUAGUCAUGCAAAAAUCCUUCUUUUUCAGGUAUCUCAAGAAGUUUUCCACGUUGUGGGAGUCUUGGUUAUGUCAACCGCCCUCACAACUCUGACAGCACUCAUAUUGCUUCACGUCAUUAUCAACCUUCACCAUCGCCUUCUAAACUUUCUUCACGCGUCUUGAUCAACAAUUCAAGUUCAGGAUACUGCAUUCCUGAUCUCCAGAAACCGUGCUCCAAACUAUAUGUAUUUGAGUUUUCAAUUUCCCCCACCCCACGCCGUCAAAUUGGUCAUCUAGUUUUGCUAGCUCAAUUUCUAACAUCUUGAACCCUGAAUAUGUGUUGUGUUUGUGAAACACGCAUGUAGGACCCACUCCGUUUAUUCACUCAACCUCACCUGGUCAGUAUGGAGAAGGGAUUUUCAGUAAGAAAUUUAUUAAAUAUGAUAGUUAACACCUCACCAUUAUAUGAUCGAUUGAUGCUUUAAUGGUUUUAGGGAAAUUGGCAUUGGUAAAUGAAUAGUUGGUCCCUCAUUUAAAGAUGUAAAUCGUACUUAAAUGUAUGCUAGGAAAAUAGCGUAAUGGUGCGUUAGUCAUAGUUUUAAAUUAAAAUGAAUACAUUAAUAAACCUAUGUGGGAAGUUUUACAUUGCAUACAAUGAUCGUCAUAACUUUGGAUGCAUAUUCAACAGGAUGACCUUUCCAGUAUUUUGUGACAUUCGGCUAGUAUUUGACCGAUACUAAGUUCUUAAUACAACCAAGUAACUUGAAUGGAGUUCAUUAUUUGCUGGUAGGAUUCAGCUGAGAAAAAAAUAAAAGGUUCGUCUUUUUAACCUCUGUUUAAGACAUAUUUUACAAAUGUAUUUGGAAAGGGAAGUUUCGACUCGUGUGUGAUUAACUCAGGUAAGUUUCUGACAACACGAUAGGCUGGAUGAAUAUAGCAAAAUAGAAUUUAUAAACAGUUGUCUUAUACAUACUAAUCACAUAACAGAAAAUAUGUACACCAAGGAGUGUUUAUAAAAGAUGUAGGGAAUCCGUAAGAGCGCAAGCAAGUGAAUUAAUUCCUUCAUCUUUGUGCCCUGGUAGAAUCAACAAAUGUUUGUCUCACUGAAUAUCAUUUAUCCACGUUCGCUCGACAAGAAGAGCUGUAAAAAGUACAAUGAGAAUUACGAAAACAAUCAACUUAAGAUGGUGCAUUAUCGAGACAGAAGUUAUCAAUCAAUAGUGUGCAUGGUAUAACAGUGAUGAUGAAAAAUGAAGCAGGUAUAAAGGCUGGAUAAAAAGCCUUUUUCAAACUUCAUAGCAUCUUCAUACAUUCCAAUGCUGCGUACAAAAGAUAUCCCUCAACCUGUGGAAAUUUGACUAUCCACCAGGAAGUAAGGUGAGAAUGUCUAGUUUUGAAGGGAGUAAUGGUCAAAUAUGUCCUGUUACUGAGGGCUCUUUACCCCAACCUACUGAGUUGCAUAAAAGUCCACAGUUAGCUGACAUUGAAGCAGGGUGUUCACUACCACCGCUGCUAUAGAGCUUAGUCAGAAAUGUACUGUCAUAGGUCACUCGGUUUAUUCCCAACAUUUUUGGAAACGGUCUGCCAGAAUUUGUUGCAACAAAUGAAGAUGUCGGGUUUUUUUGGAUGGAUCGAUGGAAUAACGGAGCACGUUAAGCAUGCUUGUUACACAUAUCACGUAUAAGAUAUAUGCGCAACUAACAUUAGAUAUAGUUGUGCAAUUCGGUAACCUGAUCAAUUCAAAAAUAUUAGGCUUUGCCAGCCUUAAGAAAGUAAUUUAAUAUGCAUUUUACAUCCAACAAAUACAUAAAUUCAAGUGUUGGUACCAUUAAAUAAAUCGUCCAGUUAUAAUGUGGUCUUUAAGGCAUAAAAUUACAGAAUUUUCUACCUGGUGAGAACCGAUAAUUCCGCUGGGCAAGGUUCUUCAUCGCCGAUGUAUCUAUUAAUACUAGGGGCAGAGGUUUAUGUAUUUCGAGCCAGCCAUAGAGAUAUGGGGAUUUAGAUUCAGUUGGUUCUCAUAAAUAGAAUUUCUAUCCGGUUAGGUUUGUAUAAGAAAGAUGUGAUCUGUUUUUUAAAUUGAUCCGUGGACUCCAAGAAAGAUCCAUCAAACGAGUAACCUUCAGGAGUAAGACGGCAUUUAAAUUACCGUAGUUUCCAUCCAGUUCAGUAGUAGCAGGGAGGCACGAAUAAUACCUUGAAAGAAGAGGCAUUCCGGAUGAAACCGCUUGGAUAUAGCGAAACGGUUGGAGUAAAUUGAGCUACUGUUCACUUCCUUCCUAUCUAAGAUGUGUAAAUCAAAUUUCAUAUCAUGGGUGACUCUCUUGGUUUGAUCUUUAGAAAGACUUAGCCCUCUUAUCACAGGGACAUAUGCAGCUGUAUAACAGUCAAUCGAAAAAGCUACGUCUAUAUACACUUUCUAACCUUCACAAUAUGUGGAUGUGGCAAGUGAACAGUAGUCACAAAUAUGCAGGAAAAACUAAUCGAUCUAUGCAAGUGGGGGUCUUGGAGCAUAUUCCUAAAUGGUCUCCAAAGCAAUGACGCCAUCGAUGCGUACAAUAGACACCUGAGCUCUUCGAUCUCAAAUUGUUUUGUCAAUAUGGAUAAAAAUGUUGGUAUUUGUGCACCCUCUAAACUAAUUCACAUACCUAAUGUAAACUGUUGCUCGGGUGGGCUUUGGCAGGUAAUUCAUCGAUGAAAUCUCUGCGCUGAUACAAAAGGCUGGCUUAGCCUUCAUAAAAUUAUACCAUGUAUGUUACUACGGUGAUAUCUGAUUGUCUAUUUAGGACCAAGUGUACUCCGCUGCAGCUCGUGAAUCAUGGUCGUUAGAAAUGGCACACAUGAGAAGGCUCCAGGUGUUCGACCGCUGUUGUCCUUGUAGCAGAGAUUGUGUGUCGUUGUGCCACCACAUCGGAGUUGAUGAGGCUGUGAGUUCUCAUCGACUUAUUUGGCUUGAAAAUGUGUUAAGUAUGCUUAGUCACUGUUUACCCCGUUUUACAAUGUUAGUUUCAGUAGGUUCAUGUUAGAAGUAACAGGUGGCUGGAAUGAAAUAUUGUAUUAGUCGACGAAGUUUCAAACUAUUGAUCCGAACGGUCAAGGGAAAUGUGGACUUCUUCGUUGGGGUCUGCCUGACAAUCGAAAUCGGUGAUUCAGGACUCUAUGAGAUAAACCUUAGAAUCUGUCUUAGUGGUGCAGAUGUAUUCACUUAUAAUCUUCAUUUUAGUCGUAAUACAGAAUUCCACUACUGUUUCAUUCUUCAAUACUCUCUCUUCAAGAAUGUUUACCACCUCUGAUCAUUUUCUUCCUAAUUUUUCUACCUUCCACCUUCAGGCUUUCUUUGAUGUAGUGAUAUGCGGGAUGGCAAGUCGCAGCGUUACACAGUAAUGCUAAGUCCCAUCCUAAUGCCGACCGACUGUAGGGGUGUAUAGUGAAAUUUGCCGGAGAAAAAACUAUUAGAAAUUUUGGGUCAAAUUUUCUCAAGAGGUUGACCAUCACAAUGGCUUUUGUUGAAUUCCGUUCUGAAGCCAUAUUCAAUGUACUAUUAUUUUAAACUUUAAUUUGGCCUCCGAAUAGAUUCUAUUCUUACU
Molecule: messenger RNA, 5586 nt
Organism: Heterobilharzia americana
Lineage: Eukaryota; Metazoa; Platyhelminthes; Trematoda; Strigeidida; Schistosomatidae
Source: the annotation of a GenBank genome assembly